AUGGAUGAGGAUGAUCUUCGACCACCAGAAAUUCGCUCAUUAGCUGGAACUACACGUCAUCGUUUAUGUGCUGGACAAGUUUGUGUUAGUGUUGCUUCGUGCAUUAAAGAAUUAAUAGAAAAUAGUCUCGAUGCGAACAGCACACGUUUACAAUUGACAUUUAUAGCACAUGGUGCAGAUCUUAUUGAACUUGUCGAUAAUGGCGAUGGUAUUGCUGAACAUGAUUUUGAAAAAAUUGGGCUACGAUAUCAUACAUCGAAAAUAAGUCAAUUUGAAGAUCUUCAAUAUGUGAAUACAUAUGGAUUUCGAGGUGAAGCGUUAUCAUCGAUGUGUAUUUAUGCUGAUGUAACUAUUUUGACACGUCAUGCAUCAGCAUCAAUAGGAACAAAAUUAAUAUUCGAUUGUGAAGGUCAAGUUAUGUCGCGUACUCCUUGUCCGCGUGAAAUUGGUACGACAGUGUCAAUUCGUUCGUUAUUUAAUCGUUUUCCUGUUCGUCGCACUGAAUUACGUUCUCGUUCAAAACGAGAAUUUUCUCAAGCUUUAAAUGUCAUCCAAUCAUUCGCUAUUAUAUCACGGCAAGUUCAAUUUUUUCAAGUAUUAUCAUCAUCAGAUAAUCAUCCACCCACAACUCCAUUAUUAACAUUAACACCAUCAACGUCAUUAAAAGAUACAUUGGCACAACUAUUUGGAUCGAAAAUACUUGAGAGUAUUAUACAUAUUGAUGAUAAUAAUGAUGAUGAAAAUAGAGAAUUUAAAUUCGAUGGUUUUAUUUCUCGACCUCAACAUGGUUCUGGUCGUUCAUCAACUGAUCGACAAUAUCUCUAUGUAAAUAAUCGACCUAUUGAUUGUGCACCUUUAUUACGUACAAUCAAUGAUAUCUAUCGACAUUUCAAUCCAAAUCAAUAUCCACUUGCUGUAUUAAUUAUUGAAGUACUCGAUCGAAGUACAUUAGAUAUAAAUUGUACACCAGAUAAACGAACAAUUUUUAUUGAACAUUUAUCAAAUAUUUGCGAUCAAAUUCGAACUAUUCUUAAUAGAUUAUUUGAAAAAAGUAGUAAUGUCUAUGUUGUAUCGAAUAAACGUCCACAAGAAACAACGGAAAAUAAUGAUACUCUAGUACCACCAGUGAAACAAAUAAGAAUUGAUCGUUUUGUUAAAAGGCCUUCAUCUUCUGACAUUCCAAUAUUAACCACGAGUAAUCCAUUAUCGAAAUUUUCCUGCCCAUUCAAUACGAUUCGUAGUGAAAAAACAAGUUCAUCUUCAUCAAAUUUAUCAACACAAGAUCGAGCAUUAUUCACAUUUGAAUUACAUCCUAUUGCAAAGAGUACUCAAAAUAAUGAAAAAGACAAAAAAGUUGACGAAGUAGCAGAGGAAGAAGAAGAAGAAGAAGAGGACGAAGAAGAAGAAGAAGAUGAAGAUCCACGCGUUUCUACCUUAAUACAUGGUAGUCCAUCGAAAAAAGAUUUUCUUGAUAAAUUAAAAGCACUUAAACAGAGUGAUAUAAAAGAAGGAGACGACAUGGAAAUAAUACUGUCUACUGAUCAUGACUUACAAUCGUAUCAUACAUCAACACCAGCUGUUAAAGAAAACCCGAAAUCAGUCGAACAAUCUGAAAGUAUAAAAGUAACAUCAUAUAAAUCGUGUGAAAUCAAAGUUAAAUUUAAUAUGAAAAAGCUCAAAGAAAAAUAUCGAUCAAUGUCUGCAAAACAAGAUAUGCCAUCGGUAAUAUCGGAUCAUCGUUUUAAUAUUCAUAUUGAAGAAGAUCAAAAUGAAGAAGCUGAAGAUGAAUUAAGAAGACAAAUUGAUAAAACUGAUUUUGAAAGAAUGUCUAUCAUUGGUCAAUUUAAUCGUGGCUUUGUACUUGUCACACUCGUUGAUCAUUCAUCACAAUUAUUUAUUGUUGAUCAACAUGCAGCUGAUGAAAUUUAUAAUUUUCAUCGUCUCUAUGAACAUACAACUAUUAGUCGACAGCCACUUGUCCAUCCAAAAUCAAUACCACUUGAUCCAUCUCGACAAGUUCUUCUUCAACAACAUUUAGCUUUAUUUAAUCGACUUGGAUUUGAUAUUGAAAUUGACGAAAAUGAAACACGCAUUGAUCGUCGCUGUCGUGUUCUGUCCUAUCCAACAGUAUCCGGUGCUCAUUCAUGUGUAUUUGGUAUUGAUGAAAUAGAGGAAAUACUUUCACAUUUAACGGAUACAACUCAAAAAGCAUGCCAAGAAGAACAACAUUAUGAAUCCUCUCGAUUGAGAAAAGUAUUUGCAUCAAAAGCUUGUCGAAUGUCAAUUAUGAUUGGUACUGAUUUAACACGAAAACAAAUGAUAAAUGUGGUUCGACAUCUUGGUCAUUUAACUAAACCAUGGAAUUGUCCUCACGGAAGACCUACAAUUCGACAUGUAUCUAAUCUUAGUGAGGCUACUAAAAGCUUUGUUCCUGAUGGCUAUCACUCGUUCUAA
This is a messenger RNA of Rotaria socialis, 2454 nucleotides long. The record is from the annotation of a GenBank genome assembly. NCBI's taxonomy places the organism in Eukaryota, Metazoa, Rotifera, Eurotatoria, Philodinida, Philodinidae.